AGAGAGCUCAGUGUCAGUGUGUGUGCAGUGGGAAAAAGGAAUGACUGACUUCUGAAGUGUGCCUGGGCUGAUUCUAAAUGACAACAGAGCCACCAGCUUUGUCUUGGUGUGUUGACAAGAACUUAGUAGUAAAAUAAUCUUACUGAGUGAGUUGUAGUUUCAGUGUGUGUGUGUUUUAGACACCACUUCUCACCAUGGCUCUGACCAGCUCUUCAUCCAGCCGUUCCUCCUCUUCCUCGUACCACUCGUCAGCCCGCUACAGCAGUUCCAGCACCUACCGGUCAGAGGGAUCUGGUGGUGGGGCUGCGGACCCCCUGUUUGAUCCCUUCCUGGAGGCAGCAGGGGUGGGACCCCCAAAGCCUGUUUGGAGAGGAGGGGGAUGUAGCCCCCCUGUCUGGCCCCCUUCAGCCGACACCACAAGGACUCCUACGGGUUACCCAGGUGAGUGGGGGGGUUUGGGUAGAAUAACAUCAACGGUAAGCGGUGGUUAAAUGGAGCGGGAGCUACCCAGGGCUAGGCUCCUACACCUUGAGUGAAAGGUAGCCUAGUGGUUAUGAGCGGUUAAGAGUACUGAGCCAGUAACCAAAAGGUUGCUGGUUCGAAUCCAGAGCCAACUAGUUAAAACAUCUGUCGCUGUGCCCUUGAGGGGCAACAGGGAAGGACAAUUGAAGGCAAGCUUAACCAAAAAAUUUAACUUGUUAAAACAUUUCUAGCCCAUCUAUCUAUGGUUGACUAGUUAUGUUCAACACGCUCAGUUUUCUACCACAAAAAGAGUAGAACUAGCUCACCUGCUUUUACACUAUGAUUUGACUCUUACAUGUCCAAUGUUUCUUUUGAAAAAAUAAUUUUAAAAAUAGUUUUACCUUAUUAAAACAAGAGUUGUUAAAGUAACAGGGUUGACCUUUAAAGAUCACUUUUUUUUUAACCAAAUCAACAUUUUCGAUUUAAAUGGCAUUUUAUAGAAGUGUCCAGACACUUGUUUUGCAAUUUCACUUGCGUUUGAGAAACUUCCCCCACCAGCGAUAGACUUCCUCAGGUUCGUUCUGCAGUAUGGGGGCCACGGAUAAAACAUGAACAAAGGCUCCAAAAACACCCAAAUAUGUCAUUUUAGAAACGUCAAAGCUCUCAGUGUAGAUGUUGUACACACAAAUGGUGUAAUUCCAAACUUUAUCCGAAACAUUAUAUUCCAUUUUGUUGGACUCGAGUGAUACAUUUCCAUGUGCAAGCAUGCCCUUUGUUCUCCUUCCCAUUUUGGUGAUAUGAGAAACGAGAAUGCAUGCGCAUGCUCGCACACUGAAAUGACAUGGGCAUGCUCGCACACUGAAAUGACAUGGGCAUGCUCGCACACUGAAAUGACAUGGGCAUGCUCGCACACUGAAAUGACAUGGGCAUGCUCGCACACUGAAAUGACAUGCGCAUGCUCGCACAUUGAAAUGACAUGCGCAUGCUCGCACAUUGAAAUGACAUGCGCAUGCUCGCACACUGAAAUGACAUGGGCAUGCUCACACACUGAAAUGACAUGGGCAUGCUCACACACUGAAAUGACAUGGGCAUGCUCGCACACUGAAAUGACAUGGGCAUGCUCACACACUGAAAUGACAUGGGCAUGCUCACACACUGAAAUGACAUGGGCAUGCUCGCACAUUGAAAUGACAUGGGCAUGCUCGCACACUGAAAUGACAUGGGCAUGCUCACACACUGAAAUGACAUGGGCAUGCUCGCACAUUGAAAUGACAUGGGCAUGCUCGCACACUGAAAUGACAUGGGCAUGCUCGCACACUGAAAUGACAUGGGCAUGCUCGCACACUGAAAUGACAUGGGCAUGCUCACACACUGAAAUGACAUGGGCAUGCUCGCACACUGAAAUGACAUGGGCAUGCUCGCACAUUGAAAUGACAUGGGCAUGCUCGCACUCGGGCCCCCAUACAGCAGAACGAGUCUGAGGAAGGAAGUCUAUUGCUGAUGGGUUAAGUUUCUCAAAACCAAGUGAAAUCGCAAAAAAACCUGUCUGAACACUUUUAUAACAUGCCAUUACCAAAAAAAAGUGAACUUGUCCUUUAAAUGAGGGAAUGUAAAUGAAUCCCUAAUCACAUGAAAUAAAUAAUAAUCUUCAGAAAUGACUUUGUCAAAGCAACAGAACAACUAGGGCAUUACAAUGAUAAUGAAAACGUAAGGGUUAAGUGGGUUAAAAUCUUCCUAUAAGUGGGACAUGUCAAAAUGCUGAUUUUUGGCACUUUAGCAAAUCUUUAUUUAUAUAAAAUAUCUGAUUUAUUACAUUUAUCAUGUGGUUUAUAUUAUAGGGCACUUAAUUUAAUAUAACAGGCUUUUAAAAAUCAAUAUAGGAGCACAAUUUCUACUUAAAACAUCAAAGGGCACUGUAUUUGUGGAAUGACCCAGAAGGUGCUAGAGACUGUGGCAGUUACAUGUAUGCUGGUAGAAAAAGCAGCAUCUCAAACAAGAUAAUGAACCAGAACAGUGGGUGAUGUCUACUGUAAAGUCUCACUGUCAGAAUGUAUGAACUGCCAUUGUGGCUCCAGCCCGUCCCCAGUGUCUUUGCUAAAGUGCUCUAAUAGGCAAUAUGAGGGGCCUGUGUGUUGGACAGUGUCGAGGCAGUGAAACUCUCAUUGGUGCUAAAAUGCCAAAGAGGGAAUAUAAAACUAAAGGAGCUCCCUCAGAGCCAUAAACAUACAAUAUGGAGUGUCUCUGAGACUCUGUGAUUCUCACCACUUCAUUUUAUUAUAACGAUCGCUUUAAAGACUUUGUUUAUGGACUUUGUGAUGCUACUGGAUGUCUAAUAACCCAAAUCAAAAUGAUUAUUAAACAAUAUUGUGAAAUAUAUCAGGAAAUAUGAAUGUGUUUACUUUCAUAUUGUUCUCUGUCUUACAUAGAAAAUAUGUUGUAAAUAAUAAAGUGAAUAUGUAAAAAAACACAAAAAAACAACAACAUUUAUGAGUAAGUCUUUGGUAUCAACAUUUAUAUGACAGGGAGGCUUGGUCCAAUCUCUACUGCCAAAUUCUUCAUAAUAUUAAUCAACUGUAACCACAAGUGAACUGACAUUUUAGCUUUGUUUAUACCUGGCGCUAAAAUGUGUCCUGUGUCCUGAUCUUGUCCACAUUUUGAUUGUGCCCACAUUUUCAGAUAUGCAUCUACACAUGGUAUUAAAACGUGUCUCUCAUUUGUCCACUGUGUCCGCAUUGUGACCAGAUUUCCUGGUACCUCCCUGUAUGAAAAUUAUUUGACAGAUAUUCUUUCAAAAUAAUAUUGAUUUGUUUAUUUUAAUACAUGUUGAUGUCAUAGAUCAAUAGUGCCACCUGUCAGUGAUUUUAGGCGGAAUAAGGAUGAUUUAAACGGUUUCACUGUCCAGAUCCAUUUACACUUGUGAGAUAUCCAGACACGAUGUGUGCCUGACUACCUCCGCAGGUGGGCAGGAAGAUCUGAUCACAAUCAGAUCUGAUCACAAUCAGAUCAUAAUGUGUAUUUUGAUAAUCUACACCUGUCUGCAAAGGUGGGCACAAUCAGCAUGUGGACACAAUCGGGUCAAAGGACGCAUGUUAGCACUGGCGAUAAACGGUGCUCGAGUUUGGAAUUCCGAGUUGAAUGACAGUUCUAAAACAAUAUUUCCCAGUUGGAGUAAAAAAAUGUUUGAGUUCCCAGUUGUUUUGAACGCGGCAUAACUCAGGGCUAACUCCAUUUGUCCUGAAUGAAGUGUCUGUCACAAGUUGAGGACCAAUGAAAUCAGAUUCCCUCCCUCUCGCAAAGAUCGUGUCAUCAUCCCCUUCAUUUGAGGAAAAGGACUGAUUAAAUAUUUUAUUAUUAAAAAUAUAUUUUAGUGUGUAAAAAAAUGUGUAACAUUAAAAUACCUAUCACGACACAUUUAGUAAUGACAGAAUUUGCUUUCCAAACUGCACGUUUUUCACAGGAUUAUAUUUUGACAUUUGCAAAAGGCAAAUGACAGCUGCAACCAACCUCAGACAUACACUGUAAUAGACAUACACUCAGUGGCCAGUUUAUUAGGUACAGCACCCCCUUCAUGAAAAUGGUUCGCUCCGACAGACAUUGAGUCACGUGGCUGUGGCUUGCUAUAUAAAGCAGGCAGACAGGCAUCAAGGAAUUCAGUUACUGUUGAACGUUGGAAUGGGCAAAACUAGUGACCUAAGUGACUUUGAGCGUGGUAUGAUCGUCGGUUCCAGGUGCAGUUACAUGUAUGCUGGUAGAAAAAGCAGCAUCUCAAACAAGCCUCGGUUCCAGCACGACAGUGUGUAGGGUUUACCGAGAAUGGUGCGACAAACAAAAAACGUCCAGUCAGCGCCAGUCCUGUGGGCGAAAACAGCUUGUUGAUGAGAGGUCGAAGGAGAAUGACAAGAAUCGUGCAAGUUAACAGGCGGGCCACAAACGGCGCAGUACAACAGUGGUGUGCAGAACUGCAUCUCGGAACACACAAUUCAUCGGUCCUCGUCACGGAUGGGCUAUUGCAGCUGACGACCACAAUGGGUUCCACUCCUAUCAGCUAAAAAAAAGAAGAAGCGGCACCAACACUGGACAACUGAGGAGUGGAAAAACAUCCUUGGUUCCUGUUGCGUCAUGCUGAUGGCAGAGUCAGGAUUUGGCGUAAGCAGCAUGAGUCCAUGGCCCCAUUCUGCCUGGUGUCAACGGUACAGGCUGGUGGCGGUGGUGUAAUGGUGUGGGGAAUGUUUUGAUACCAAUUGAGCAACGUUUCCAUGCCCCGAAGAAUUCAGGCUGUUCUGGAGGCAAAGGGGGGUCCGACCUGGUACUAGAUGUGUGUACCUAAAAAACUGUCCACUGAGUGUAGUGGCAGUUCCCAUUCAAGUCAAGACUGACUGCCAUUGCUAGUGCACCCAUGAGUUUAAUAGUCAAAUUGCCAGGUUUAGAGGUUCCAAAACCCUUCUAUGGAUUAUAUGUAUAUGGCCACAAUGCAACAAGCUGUUCUACAGAUAGAAGGAGCGAUAGGAGUGGGAGAAAGAUGCAUUGAUAAGCACACUAAAGCACACCAAAGACUGCAUUAAAGAUAAGUAAUAAAAUAAACAUGGCAUUUAUAAAAGCCUAGAUAACCUUUCUUUGAUUUUGGAACAAAUGAAAAUGUGGCACUGACUCGCUCAUGGAUUAAUGUUUCAGCAUUGUCUCAAUGAAGAUUUUGGCGUUUGACUAGCCAUGUGCGACAUGCACGCGCAGUUACGAGCCUUCUAGAGUUAGUGACAGGCAGAGGAGCAAUAUCCACUGUGUAGUAUGGAUGAAGCUUGACCUGGCCCCCCCACCAAGCGGCUCCCCUAUUCACAGCGGAGAUACAUAAAAAAAAGAAGUUAAUUUCAUGCAAUUCUACACAUUUGGCUUGGGGCAUAGAGAAAAGAUUGCAGUUUUAAAGCAAGUUUUCUGAAAUUCUACACAUUUUGCCAUGUCAAUGAUAUCUGCGUGAGAGUGACCAACAAAAUCAAAUGGGGGCCCACUGGAGGUCAGGGCCCCUGGGUACGUGUUCUGAGUGCCCGGUCGGUAUUCAGCCAUGAUUACUACAAGUUUAGGUAACUGGCUAGACUAAUUUACCAAUCUAAAAUUGUUAGCUGACAUGGCUAAUUGAGUGACUGUCGGUGACUGACAAAACAAGAGAAAAACUGCUGAUGCACAACUACAUUUCUAACGUACACCUAAAAUGAGUUUUUUGGGGGAUUCGGGGGCCCCCUAGUGGCCAGUAUCCCUAAGCAACCGCUUAUGUUGCUUAUGCCUUGAUCCAGCCCUGCUGACCUGGAAUGUGAAGCGAACUGAAGCUGGCUAGCUUUAUAAAAGCCUGAGUAGAUCUAGCUUGCUUCGUAGUAUACCACUCAGGUUCUUUCCUGUCCAGAUGGGCAUUAAAUGAGCUUUAUGUUCCAAAUCUGAAUCCUUGAUCACUCAUGAGCUUGAAUGGCCUGUAUUCUCCAGUUGUCUCCAAAUAAAAUAUAUCCUCCCCCAAGGACUGGAUAAUAAACUUUAAAUCACCCAUAUUUUCCCUUAAUUCUUUUAUAUAUUUUCUCUUGCCCUGUUUUAUUCUUCCCCAAGUUUGUGAUGUUAAUGAGAGCAAGAAAAUAAGAGUUGAAUAAAUAAAUAUAUUAAUGUCUCCACUCACUGUUUUGUCUGCUCUUCCCUCCAGGCCCAACAAGUGGCACUGUGCCAGGUCGUUCUGCCAGUAUGGGCGUGGUCAGAUUGUUGGGGGUAGUUACUACAUGUCAGCUGACGUCAGUCAGUUUCAACCACAGGACAUAGUGGUGAUGGCCUACAACCACAACAUAGUCAUCCACGCUGAAAAGGUGAGAGUGUGUGAAGGGCAUAGUGUGUAUGUGUGGGUACCCAUUAUUGAAAGCGGAUGUGUCUGUGUGCACACUGUAGGUACAAAUGAUAAGUGCAAUGACGUGUGUGUGAGUGUGUGGUUUGUGUGUGUGUGUAGUGUAGUGUGUGUCCUGUUUAAUGAUGUGCUUGGUUAUUGUGUACUGGUGGAUGAUGAGGGAGAAGUGUGAAUCCCAUUGAAGGGUUAGGCUAUAGGAGAGCUGUAUACAGAUGCCAUAUCUUAAUUUGAGCCAGUUUGCUACAGCAGUAAAAUAAUCUUGCAGCAACAGGAAAUGUGAUUUGUUUUGUAUAUUAUAAUGAAAGGACAGUUUUUGUAGGGGUUGACACAUUUUUGUUAGGGCAAAUCAAGUCUGACAUUUUAAAGUGGACAUUAAACUUUAGAAGCCUUUUUCAACCUCAAAUACACUACAAGUUUGCAUUUCCUGCAACAACAGGAUGAUCAAAUUAAGACACGGCAUCUGUAUUUUACAGCUACAGUGGGGAGAACAAGUAUUUGAUACACUGCCGAUUUUGCAGGUUUUCCUACUUACAAAGCAUGUAGAGGUCUGUAAUUUUUAUCAUAUGUACACUUCAACUGUGAGAGACGGAAUCUAAAACAAAAAUCCAGAAAAUCACAUUGUAUGAUUUUUAAGUAAUUCAUUUGCAUUUUAUUGCAUGACAUAAGUAUUUGAUACAUCAGAAAAGCAGAACUUAAUAUUUGGUACAGAAACCUUUGUUUGCAAUUACAGAGAUCAUACGUUUCCUGUAGGUCUUGACCAGGUUUGCACACACUGCAGCAGGGAUUUUGGCCCACUCCUCCAUACAGACCUUCUCCAGAUCCUUCGGGGUUUCGGGGCUGUCGCUGGGCAAUACGGACUUUCAGCUCCCUCCAAAGAUUUUCUAUUGGGUUCAGGUCUGGAGACUGGCUAGGCCACUCCAGGACCUUGAGAUGCUUCUUACGGAGCCACUCCUUAGUUGCCCUGGCUGUGUGUUUUGGGUCGUUGUCAUGCUGGAAGACCCAGCCACGACCCAUCUUCAAUGCUCUUACUGAGGGAAGGAGGUUGUUGGCCAAGAUCUUGCGAUACAUGGCCCCAUCCAUCCUCCCCUCAAUAUGGUGCAGUCGUCCUGUCCCCUUUGCAGAAAAGCAUCCCCAAAGAAUGACAUUUCCACCUCCAUGCUUCACUGUUGGGAUGGUGUUCUUGGGGUUGUACUCAUCCUUCUUCUUCCUCCAAAAACGGCGAGUGGAGUUUAGACCAAAAAGCUCUAUUUUUGUCUCACCAGACCACAUGACCUUCUCCCAUUCCUCCUCUGGAUCAUCCAGAUGGUCAUUGGCAAACUUCAGACGGGCCUGGACAUGCACUGGCUUGAGCAGGGGGACCUUGCGUGCGCUGCAGGAUUUAUUCCAUGACGGCGUAGUGUGUUACUAAUGGUUUUCUUUGAGACUGUGGUCCCAGCUCUCUUCAGGUCAUUGACCAGGUCCUGCCGUGUAGUUCUGGGCUGAUCCCUCACCUUCCUCAUGAUCAUUGAUGCCCCACUAGGUGAGAUCUUGCAUGGAGCCCCAGACCGAGUGUGAUUGACCGUCAUCUUGAACUUCUUCCAUUUUCUAAUAAUUGCGCCAACAGUUGUUGCCUUCUCACCAAGCUGCUUGCCUAUUGUCCUGUAGCCCAUCCCAGCCUUGUGCAGGUCUACAAUUGUAUCCCUGAUGUCCUUACACAGCUCUCUGGUCUUGGCCAUUGUGGAGAGGUUGGAGUCUGUUUGAUUGAGUGUGUGGACAGGUGUCUUUUAUACAGGUAACGAGUUCAAACAGGUGCAGUUAAUACAGGUAAUGAGUGGAGAACAGGAGGGCUUCUUAAAGAAAAACUAACAGGUCUGUGAGAGCCGGAAUUCUUACUGGUUGGUAGGUGAUCAAAUACUUAUGUCAUACAAUAAAAUGCAAAUUAAUUACUUAAAAAUCAUACAAUGUGAAUUUCUGGAUUUUUGUUUUAUAUUCCGUCUCUCACAGUUGAAGUGUACCUAUGAUAAAAAUGACAGACCUCUACAUGCUUUGUAAGUAGGAAAACCUGCAAAAUCGGCAGUGUAUCAAAUACUUGUUCUCCCCACUGUAUAUCUGACCAUUAACUGUACUUUAUAAUGUCACUAGGGCUCUUGCUGUUGAGGCUGUAAGGCAACCAUGUCAGAGCUCCUCUUUAACAAGCCAGAGAACCACUUAAUAAAACCUACAACCAUUCCCCAUGCAGCCCCAAAGCCCUGCUUAAAGGAACAAUGAUCUCUGGUCAAAACUGUUUGUUGUAAUCCUCUGCCUGAUCUCAGCUCCCCAACAUCUUAAUUUGACCCUGCUUCUCCUGCAGCAACAGAAAAUGGAAAUUAUUAUGUGGAUUAUAAUUAAGGGACAUUUUUGUAGGGAUUGAUAUGUUUUUCAUUAGGGCAAAUAAAGUCUGACAUUGUUAAGUGGAAAUUACAAAACUUUAGAAGCCUUUUUAAAAACGUAGAAUACACUACAAUUUGCAUUUCCUGCUACGACAACAGACUGAUCAAAAGAUAGCAGAUCUGUAUGUACGGACCUCUCUCUACUUCAGUUUCUCACCAACCCCCUUCCUUGACCCUCCUUCAUUAUAUUCCCUCUCCAUCUCUCCUUUACUCCUCUCUGCUUGCCCUCUCCGUCAUCCCCCUCUUCUAUUUCUCUUUCCCUCAACUUGGCCUCUUCCUCCAUCUUUCUUCCUCCCUCAUUCCACUCGCUUACCCUCUCUCCCUCAGGUGUUGGAGAAUGGGAGAGUCAGUGAUACGUUUACCCAUAAGACCAUGCUCCCGACGGACAUGGACCCCCUGUCGAUAAGUGGCACGCUGACCCCUGAGGGCAUGCUGGUGGUCAGUGUCAGGAGGAAGCCCACUAUGGGGGUGCUGGAGCCCCCUGCACCCCCCGCAUAGCGCUCCGAGGCACGCCUCUGACCUUUUAGACUGACUUCAGAUGGUUUUCUAUUUUCACCCUCCAGUUUUAUAUGAAAAAGAGAUGUGAUGUCCUGAAACGAUAUCGAUAAAAAAUUGAUGAUUUGAUUUCAGUUUAUUUUUUAUUUGUUUAGGUGUUGAUGUUGAUUGUUGUUGAAUGAAUAAAUGUAUGAUC
Molecule: messenger RNA, 9427 nt
Organism: Coregonus sp. 'balchen'
Lineage: Eukaryota; Metazoa; Chordata; Actinopteri; Salmoniformes; Salmonidae
Source: the annotation of a GenBank genome assembly